AUGUUGGCAGCUUCCAGAUUCACCCGCCGAGUCAUGACGUCCGCAUACGCCAAUGGCUCUGCUAAGGCGGCCUACUCGACAUCCUCUGCGACGACUACUGCAUUGAGCAGAUGGAGCAUCGCGACGGCACAGCUGCCUGCCGUCGAUAAGAUCAAGGCUCUGCACAUCUACGACUUUGACAACACACUCUUCAAAACUCCCUUGCCGAACCCCGCAUUAUGGAGCGGCCCUACGAUCGGCGUGCUGUCAAGUCAAGACGUCAUCUGCAACGGCGGCUGGUGGCACGACUCCCGAAUCCUCUCAGCGACGGGUGAGGGCGCCGACACGGAAGAGAAGCGCGCGUGGGAAGGCUGGUGGAAUGAAAAGAUUGUCGAGCUGGUGAAGCUGAGCGUCAAGCAAAAGGACGCUCUGUGCGUGCUGCUGACGGGCCGCUCCGAGCGAGGCUUCGGGGAGCUCAUCAAGAGGAUGAUUCACAGUAAGGGACUCGAAUUCGACAUGGUCGGGCUCAAACCUGCAGUCAGCCCAACGAACCAGAACUUUUCAAGCACGAUGCACUUUAAGCAGCUCUUUCUCACCGCGGUCAUGGAGACGUACAAGAACGCCGAAGAGAUUCGCAUCUACGAGGACCGUCCGAAACACGUCAAGGGAUUCAGAGAUUUCAUGACAGAGUAUAACCGCAAGCAGAACAUCAAUGCUACUCGCACACGCGGCCCCAUCACGGCGGAGGUCGUUCAAGUCGCGGACAUGUCAACGACCCUGGACCCCGUGGUUGAGGUUGCUGAGGUGCAGCAUAUGAUCAACCUUCACAACGAGGAGAUUGGCAAACACUCGACUGACGUUCGCCCGCAACGACUGAGGAUCAAGAAGACUGUCUAUUUCACAGGCUAUUUGAUCAGCAAGGAAGACACGGCGCAAUUGAUGAAGAUGGCCCAGAUCCCCUCCGGACUGCCCGAGCAGGAGCUCAAGUUCCACGCCAACAAUAUUCUCAUCUGCCCUCGUCCUUGCCCGGCCAGCAUCCUGGAAAAGGUUGGAGGUAUGGGCAGCAAGAUGAAGUGGGAGGUCACAGGCACAGCGUGCUUUGAAAAUAGCAUCUGGGCAGCGAGCCUCCGACCCGUUCCCGCCACCGCGAAGUUCCACACGGAUAACCCGUCGCCUCUCGUUGUGCUCGCCCUCCGCAAGGGUGCCCGCCCCGUAGAUGCCGGCAAGAUCCAGAACUGGCAACCGAUUCCCGCCGAUAAGGCAAUGACCUUCGAGACAACAGUUGGAGAGAAGAUGAUCCUGCGCAUCGAGCCAGAGGACCCCCGCGAAGACGAGUAUGAAUCGCUCUUCGCCAACAAGUCUUCUAAGCGGAAACAUGAUGGCGGCGACUACUCACGCGACCACCACCGACACAACCCCUAUAACGGCCGCAAUGAGCGCCGCGAUUUCCAUUCUGGGCGAGGAGGCAGUGGCCGUGGUGGUGGUGGUGGUGGUGGUGGUGGUGGUGGUGGCUUCCGCGGCGGUGGAGGAAGAGGUGGCAGAGGCCGCGGCAAUGGUAAGGGCGGCCGUGGCGGACGUGGCAUGCACGGCUACCGCUCCCUCGACGACGUCGAGCCCCGCAACCAGCAGGGAGGGUACGGACAGACUGUCGAGUAUGACGACAACAGCUAUCCGUCCCUCCCAGGGCAGCAGCAAGGCGGCUUCCACGGGGGUCAACAGCAACAGUACCAACCUCCGCUUAGCGCGUGGAACUCGGGUCCUCCGCCGAACGCCCCCACGGGCCCAGCUAGUCGUCCCAUGGGCGGCGGCGGCGGUGGCGGUAACUACGGAGGUGGUGGAAACGCUGGCAACAGCAACGAUCUCCAGAGCUAUUACUAG
Molecule: messenger RNA, 1857 nt
Organism: Colletotrichum paranaense
Lineage: Eukaryota; Fungi; Ascomycota; Sordariomycetes; Glomerellales; Glomerellaceae
Product: tat pathway signal sequence
Exons: 2
Coding region: 1-1857 (618 amino acids)
Biological process (GO): box C/D sno(s)RNA 3'-end processing; rRNA methylation
Cellular component (GO): box C/D methylation guide snoRNP complex; small-subunit processome
Molecular function (GO): rRNA methyltransferase activity; RNA binding; histone H2AQ104 methyltransferase activity
Source: RefSeq, a predicted model, not a curated record